UUUCUCUGUUCCUCACUGGUACGUUCAAUACUUUUGGUCAUGGCGGCGCCAGCGGCAGCAGCAGCGACCAGAACUCUACUCUCUUUACAAAACCAAUCUGCCUCCCCAUUUAUCCCUUCACGUCAAAAUGUCAGUUUACGUCAAAAUCUCGGAAUCCCCAUUACCUGUUCGAUGAAAAGCCCCUUCAAACACCUCUCUACAUAUUCGUCUCCUAAUUCUCCUAUUACCCCUCUAUCGGCCACCACUACCAACUCUCCCACCACAUCUCCUACCACCCCUACCAACUUCCAUGGCCUCUGCUAUGUGGUGGGCGACAACAUCGACACCGACCAAAUCAUCCCCGCCGAGUAUCUCACCCUCGUCCCCUCCAAACCUGAUGAAUACCGCAAGCUCGGCUCUUAUGCCCUCAUCGGCCUUCCCUCUACAUACCCAAUUCGCUUCGUGGAGCCAGGGGUGUUCCAGUCCAAGUACUCUAUUGUCAUCGGGGGCGACAAUUUUGGAUGUGGGUCGUCACGGGAGCACGCCCCUGUAGCCCUUGGGGCCGCUGGGGUAAAGGCUGUUGUGGCAGAGUCAUACGCGAGGAUAUUCUUUAGGAAUUCGGUUGCUACAGGGGAGGUUUAUCCAUUUGAUUCAGAGGUUAGGUUGUGUGAGGAAUGUUCAACUGGAGAUGUUGUCACUGUUGAACUUGCUGAGUGCCGGUUAAUUAAUCACACGACUGGGAAGGAGUACAAGUUGAAGCCUAUUGGAGAUGCUGGACCUGUUAUUGAAGCUGGAGGGAUUUUUGCUUAUGCAAGAAAGACUGGAAUGAUCCCUUCGAUUUAGAGCUGAAAUCUGCAGGGUUUGGAAUUACAAGACUCAGAUUCAUGAUUGUAUAAGCAGCGAGUGGAUUUAAGUUGUUCUCUUUCAAAACCUUAGGUUUAGAGCCUUCCCUUAACAGCCUAGUAUUUGUAAUGGAGUUGUUUUCCUUUUAUUGAAAAGUAAAUAGGAGUGUUCAGCUUCUGUAAUGCUAUCUAUGCUUUGUUCUUCUAGUUCAUAUGUGGAACUUCCAGUUUUAGAUGUUUCAACUUUAUGUUAGUGAACUAUGAGGUGUAUUUGUUGCACUUGAUUUAGCUUGAGUAGCAGUAAAAUCUGAUGGCUUCUAUAGGACAUGCUUGAUUAUUCGGAUAUUGGACACAAGAUUUGAAAUUUUCUUUUUCUCAGUUAGUAAUUGGAUUUGAAUUUAGAUAGUGCUUUAUCUA
Molecule: messenger RNA, 1238 nt
Organism: Telopea speciosissima
Lineage: Eukaryota; Viridiplantae; Streptophyta; Magnoliopsida; Proteales; Proteaceae
Product: 3-isopropylmalate dehydratase small subunit 1-like
Exons: 2
Coding region: 40-822 (260 amino acids)
Molecular function (GO): hydro-lyase activity
Source: RefSeq, a predicted model, not a curated record